Messenger RNA from Chroicocephalus ridibundus (black-headed gull), 8918 nucleotides. It is a transcript of the gene GAREM1, whose product is annotated as GRB2 associated regulator of MAPK1 subtype 1. Gene Ontology annotation, molecular function: proline-rich region binding. Gene Ontology annotation, biological process: epidermal growth factor receptor signaling pathway; cellular response to epidermal growth factor stimulus. The record is from RefSeq and is a predicted model, not a curated record. NCBI's taxonomy places the organism in Eukaryota, Metazoa, Chordata, Aves, Charadriiformes, Laridae. The transcript is spliced from 6 exons. The coding region runs from base 787 to 3438 and encodes 883 amino acids.
AAGUUGCUGUCUAAUUGAGGGGUUGUGGUUUGUUGUUUCUUUUUGAGGUAGGAUGAAUUUCCCAAAGUUCCUAUGCUAAAUUAAAUAGCGAGAAGACGCGCCGCAUCCUGCUCCCUCAGACAUCGCUGCGAGAAACGAUGUUAAGGGCUGCAAACGCCAAGGCGGGGGGCAGGUGGGUCCCCGCCGCCUCUUUGCGGGGCGCCAGCACCUGUAAACCCCGCUCCUCCCUCCCCGCCCCGGGCAGAGACCCCAGAACCUCUCCCAUCCCCUCAUCCCACCUCACCCCACCCGCGGCGGAGCGCGGAGGGACACACCCCUGCGGGGCCGCCCGACGGCUCCCCCCGGCGGGGCCCUGCGCGGCGAGCGGGCGGGCGAGCUGCAGGGCGGGCGAGCGGUCGGAGGGUGGAGUGAGAGGGACGGGCUCGGCGGCGGCGGUCCCCGGCGGGCGGGCAGGGAGCCCGGCACUUUCCUUUUCGGCGCGGGGAGGAGCGGCAGCUGCGCAGGCGUUGCUCGCACCCUGUUGAUUAGUCAGUGCUGGGAUGGCGCUUCCUGGGCCAGGCGCGGCGGCGGGCGGCCCCAGCCGGUCCCGGGGGGCGGCGGGAGCAGCAGCAGCAGCAGCCGCAGCAGCCCGGCGGGCCUCCCCUUCUGCCUAGCCCGGCAUGUCCCGGGGCGGCCGGCCCUGAGCUGAGCCGGGCUCCUUCCCUCCGCCCCCCGCCCCCCACCUCCUCGCCGGCGCUGCCCGUCUGGCUCCCCUCCCUUCCCCUCUCCUUUCCCCGGGCCGGGAAGAUGGACCCCGGCCCGCCGCUGGGCUGCAGCCUCAAGGACGUGAAGUGGAGCGCGGUGGCCGUUCCCUUGGACCUGCUCGUCAGCACCUACCGGCUCCCCCAGAUCGCCCGGCUGGACAGCGGAGAAACCGUAGAAGGCCUUCGAGAGAGCGAUUAUCUUCUGAUUCAUUCAUGUCGGCAGUGGACGACAAUUACAGCUCACAGUCUGGAGGAGGGUCACUACGUCAUAGGGCCAAAGAUAGAAAUCCCCGUACAUUAUGCAGGGCAGUUUAAGCUGCUGGAACAAGACCGAGAUAUUAAGGAGCCAGUGCAGUAUUUUAACAGUGUGGAGGAGGUGGCUAAAGCAUUUCCUGAACGAGUUUACGUCAUGGAGGAAAUAACAUUCAACGUUAAGGUGGCUUCAGGUGAAUGCAAUGAAGACACUGAGGUUUACAACAUUACCCUUAGUACUGGGGAUGAGCUCACUUUAAUGGGGCAAGCAGAAAUCCUGUAUGCAAAAUCUUCUAAGGAGAAGUCACGACUGAACACCAUCUUCAAAAAAAUUGGGAAACUUAAUUCAAUUAGUAAACUAGGCAGAGGCAAAAUGCCCUGCCUCAUCUGCAUGAACCACAGGACCAACGAAAGCAUCAGUCUCCCUUUCCAGUGUAAGGGCAAGUUUAGCACCCGCAGCCCAUUGGAGGUGCAGAUGCAAGAAGGUGAGCACACGAUUCGCAAUAUAGUAGAAAAAACCAGGCUGCCCGUUAACGUGACUGUGCCGAGUCCUACACCAAGAAACCCUUAUGACCUGCAUUUUAUCCGUGAAGGGCACAGGUACAAGUUUGUCAACAUUCAAACCAAGACUGUGGUGGUUUGUUGCGUGCUUCGUGGCAACAAAAUUAUUCCCAUGCAUUUUCCCUUGCACUUGACACUUCCGAAAUUUAUUCUACCUGACAGUCUGGUGAAGGGGGAGCUAUGGCACGAAUCCCUCAUCCAGCACUGGUUUAAUAUAUGCCAGGAACAGUUUGACAUAGAUGAGUAUUCCCGUGCCGUGCGAGAUGUGAAAGCUGACUGGAACGAAGACUGCAAGAGCCCGAAGAAGAGCCGAUGCACGGGGCACAGCCACGUGCCGAACUCCCUCAGCUAUGCACGGGACGAACUUACUCAGUCCUUCCACCGGCUUUCGGUGUGCGUCUAUGGAAACAACUUGCAUGGCAAUAGUGAAGUGAACCUCCACGGCUGCAGGGACUUGUGUAACGAGUGGGCCCUGUUCUCUCAUGAUGCUCUUCAGUACCAGGAGUCUGGUGACAGCAGCAGCGAUUACCUUUUUCCUGAGGUUAGCGAAGAAUCGAUGUUUCUGCCUACAAAACCCGAACUUCCUUACGAAGAGCUGUGGUUGGACCAAGGGUCUGGAAAGGCUGGUGACCAGCCUCUCACUCGCUCGCUAAGUGAGAAGAACAAAUGUGACAACUACAGAGGGUCUUUCCGAUCAAAGUGUGGUACCGCAUCUCUUCCUGUGCCUGCGGCUGUCGGAGCAACCACAAAGUCUUCAGAUGUUUCCCUACCUCCACCUCCAGUGCCUCCCAAAUCAGAAGCAGUAAAAGAGGAAUGCAGGCUCCUGAAUGCUCCCCCCGUCCCACCACGGAGUUCAAAGCCAUCCUCCACCAGUCCUUCCAUCCCUCCUCGUACAGUCAAACCGGCACGACAGCAGACCCGCUCUCCUAGCCCUACUCUGUCCUACUACUCUUCGGGACUCCACAACAUCAAUGUCACAGAGAGCGACAACACCAACCCAACUGAGAGCACACCUGUUUCCUGCUACCCUUGUAACAUGAUGAAAUCCGAGUCCAAAGAGCCCGAGAGCACGAUGCCUUUGGGAAGCCCCUCAACUGAAGCCCUGCCUUCGAGGUUAUCUUGGCCAAACCAUUUUUCGGGGACUGCUGAAGGCCAGAAUAGAAGUGAUUUCCUGCUCGAUCCAAGCAAGAGCUACAGUUACCCCAGACAGAAGACUCCAGGUACGCCAAAGAGAAACUGUCCAGCACCUUUGACUUUUGACUUCGAUGGGUGUGAGCUCCCGGCGGGGUACUCCCCGCUGACCCCAGCAGAGUUCACGAACACCAUCUCUAACUGUCCAAAGUCGGCAAGUUACUCUCUAGACUGCACUGAUGAGAAAACUCUGGGAGUCAGCAACACAAAGCAGAGCCAUUCGUGUCCUGCCUUACCUCCUCGGGCACCGAAGUCAAGUGAAGAGAAAACAGUUACAGACAUGUGUCCCUUGCCACUGAAAAUAGAUGGUGCCGAGGAGGAGUUGAAAACUGGUUCUCCAGACCUCUUGGAAGAUCAGUAUCUCGUUAAAAAGGGCAUACAGGAUACAUUCUCUGUGUCUUAUCCCUUCUCAUCUCCCCUCCAUCUCCAGUUAGCACCAAGAUCUUGUGGGGAUGGCUCUCCCUGGCAGCCACCUACGGACCUUUCUGGACUCUCCAUAGAGGAAGUGUCUAAAUCGCUGAGGUUUAUUGGUCUGUCAGAAGACGUCAUAUCGUUUUUUGUUACAGAGAAGAUUGAUGGCAAUUUACUGGUUCAGCUUACAGAAGAAAUCCUGUCAGAAGACUUUAAGCUAAGCAAAUUGCAGGUUAAGAAAAUACUACAGUUCAUUAAUGGCUGGCGGCCCAAGAUGUGAUGCCGACUAGUUAUUAGAGAAACUGUACGCGAUGUGCUUGAUGCACUUCAGCUAAUACAUCACUUCCUGUUUUUUGCACUAAAAGCCCUUCCUGUAAAUAGUAGUAGAAAAAUUCUUACUAUGCAGAUAAACGUUUUCGAGUGGUGGAUGGAUAUUUUUUUUUGUUUUGGUUUGUCAAUAAUAAAGGUAGAGAAUCUGCAGAGGUGUGCCUUGUGCAUCCCUGAACGUUCAACAGCUGCUAAAAACUGGACACUAAGGGAACUUUUACUUCGUAGUCUGUUAAGACUUAGUUGUAUUUAUUACUGAACAAUUUGAUGCUGAAAGACACACACCAAUCCAGUUUACAGUUUUGUGUUAACUGCAAAAAAAAAAUGUAUUUCUUACGGGAUUAUUUCUGUUCAAAUAAUAUUUGGCAACAUGCUGUGACUUUCUUCCGUUUCUGUUAACAAGGAGCACGUUCAGAUAUACAAAAACAUCAUUUUGACACUACAUCUGAAAAUGUUAAGAGUUGCUGUGAAGUGCCACUAAUACACUACUCUUGCAGCCUAUUUUUACUAACAGUAUCUUCCUGACUACCUGUAAUGUGGAUACACUUUCCGUGCGACUUUGGGCAAAAAGAGUUAAAUGUUUUCAAAACAAGAGUCUUGCUCAGCUCAUUGCCCAGAGGGGAGGGAGAAGGGGGAUUUUCCUACUGAGCCACUCUGCCCUGGCCAAUUAAAAGUUUAUGACCUGUAGAUUUCAAAAGUUGCUUUUGUAGUCGGAUGGCUGGAGCAAGUAGCAUGACUUCUGGUCGUGCAGCUUUCUCAUGGGAAAAGCAGUUCAGCACACAGACUCUUCUCUCGGCAGAUCCUGCUAGCGCAGCCCCUGCAAUGGCCUUGCUCUGGCGAAAGGCAACCCCUCCUAUUUCCUCUGCUGCUGUUACCAUCCUCUGAAAAUGCGCUUGAUGUGCUAUCCUAUUCCUGCGGUCGGAUCUGUGUGGGAAGGUGAUAGUACUCCUGUAGGAUGCCUUUGAAAUAAAGCAUUAGCGAGGUGGGAGCAGAAACAGCGCCUUACAUGCUGGUAAGAAGGGGCCAAGUGAGGGUUUGGGCCAUGCCUUGGGAAGUGCUUGUGAUGUUUGAGUUCACCUGUCCUGUUUGCAGUGGAUGCAGGAGGAUGCGUGUGUCAAAGUGGGAGGAACCGUAGCAUCGUAAGAUGUGCUAAUUCAGUUGCCCAGCUGCAAAAACUCACUGCAAUAGAUGUCACAUGGAGGCAGCAGUCAAAAGGGAGCACAGAAAUGGGAAGGGGACAUUAGGCUGCCCCUGGAGACCUUUCAAAUUUAACUGUUUUGAAGGCUAGAAAUAGGAUUAACUUUUGUUAGUCUGUUAGCUGAUGUCUUGUGCUUGGUAGAGCUCUCUGAAUUAUGUCUAAAUAACCCCAGGAUCCUCUACUUUUGUAGUACCGAUUGCAGGGAUUCAGAAAACAGUCUGUGGUGUCCAUCCUCAGCAACCGUGCGUGCCCAGGAUCCUCAGGUGGUCAGAGCCAGGGAUGCUGGAGCAGCUUCACCUUCAUCCGCUGCUGAGCAGAGCCCUGGACAGGGUGACACCAUCACCUGCUUUUCUUACCUUUUUGAAGUACAAAAAAUCUCACUUUUUCCAUUGUAGAGCACGUAGUGGGAGCAUCAAGACGAAAUACAGAGGAGGGACAAAAUGAGAGGCUGCUGUUGCCUGUUCUCUCAACCAUAUUGACUCAUUAAAAAGAAUUUCCUGCAAAUGGAGUUUUCUGUUGCCCGGGCAAAUUUCAUGUCAUGUCUCCAUGCGGAAGUCAAGAUGCAUCAUUUGUCUUGCAAUAAUUCAAACCACCGGUUCCCAACCAGAGAGCAAAGCCCAAUUGACGUGGGUACUAGAAAGCAGUGAGCCAAAAACCAUCCCAAUAGAAAAACCCCAAGAGUUCAUAAUCCUACUCUUUUUCUUAAUGUAUUGACUUUUAGCAACAGAUCAAUAGCUUUCUCCGGGUGCAUUUUAAUUAGCGUCCUAACAUAUUUUAGCUGCAAGUAAGACUAAAUCAAAUCCAAGUACUGUUCAGAUGUGUAUGCUUGUUGGUAGGCAUGUGCAAGUUGAAGUCAACUGCAUUUAUCCCUCACUAUGUCCAAUGAGCAUUCAGAUUUGAAAGGACCAAGUUUUAAAUGUCAGGUACUUCUGUUUGUUUUACUUGGCUUGUUAAUUCCAGGUAAAGUAAGUAAAAAAUUCCAGGUAAAAUAAGUCAAAUAGCUCUCUCUCUCAAAAAAAAAAAAAAAAGGCAGUCUUGUAAUAUUAACAUUAAAUAUUUCGGAUGCCCCUAGGAUAUUAACAUCCUCAAGAAAAUAACGUUGUUUGACUGCGGAUGGAUACCUGUUCUGUUAUCUCUGUUUACCUGCUUGGAAUGUUUUUUCUGGCCAUCACCCUGGUGGAAUUUGCAAAUUUGCAUUCAUGAGCGUGCUGCAUUAAGAUGGCGUAUGCAUAGACCAAAAUAAAACUGGCCUGUUGAAAGGCCCAGAAAUGUGCAAUGAUUUCAGAAGCAGAUCCUGUGUGCAAAAGUACAGCUAAAGCCUCUAAUUGCAAACUUGCUAUUGAUGUCCUUCCAGUUGUCUUGCUCUGGCUUGGCACUGCUUACUCAUUUUUAUGCAUAAUAUGUUAGCAUUUCACUUUUCUUUUGCCCUUAGCAGCUCAUCAUCUUAAUUUUCCAAGCCAUUUUUUGCAAUUUAGGUGUUCCUAACCUUUGUGUUGUGUGAAUUAGAUGACUGCGGCGUCGAGCCACCUGCUGUGAUGUCCAAGCUGAACUGAAGCAUCUGCUCUGGUGAAAUCAGGAGACGGAGUAGAAUCAUAGAAUCAUAGAAUCAUAGAAUCAUAGAAUUGCUGAGGUUGGAAGGGACCUUUAAGAUCAUCAAGUCCAACCUUUAACCUACCCUGACAAAAGCCACUUCUAAACCAUGUCCCUAAGUGCCCCAUCUACCCUUUUUUUAAACACCUCCAGGGAUGGUGAAUCCACCACCUCCCUGGGCAGCCUAUUCCAAUGUUUAAUAACCCUUUCAGUGAAAAAAUGUUUCCUAAUAUCCAAUCUAAACCUCCCCUGACAUAACUUGAACCUGUUUCCUCUCGUCCUAUCACUUGUCACCAGGGAGAAGAGGUCAGCCCUCAUCUGAGUAUGGUGGCUCGGCCUCUCCACCGCUGUGUAGGUAGCCAGGCUAUGGCAACACUGAUGCCCAUGGGAUCUAAUUUAUUUGCUUUCCUCUUGAGCUUUGUUGCCGUGGUGUUCAGGGGGUCAGGACCAUCCUCAGCGCUGUAGAAGGAAGGCUGAACAAGGCAGACCAAUGUGAAUGUGUCGAUCUCAUGGAAAGUCCCUGGCAAUAAAUGGAUGUUGGCACCUUUGAAAUGGGGCAGGAGCUAAGUCCUUCAGGCCUUAGCAGAGAACCACACAGUCCCUUUAGAAGGAUGGGGUGUAAAACCUGGCGACUUUAAUCUGUUAAAUGUUACAAAAUGCUGCAUUGCUUAUUGUACUUUGAGAUGGAGGGUAACUUUAAUGUUCCCACUGUGAUUAGGAAGUAUCUGAAAACUCUGGGGAAUAUCCCUGUGAUAUGAACUUUUUACCAGCUGAUGUGAAUAGGAGGAGACAGCACUCAGGGUUUGAUAGGACUUGCAAACCGCCCUAGCAAACCGAGCAGCGCCGGGCACUCUCUUGUGGGAGUCCCUUGCUGCUGAGAAGCUGACAUGAGGUCUUGCCUGAUUUGGUGCAACCCAACUGGCCUGUGCAAUGAGUGAUCCCAGGCAGCUCCCAAGCACGGCUCGGAGGUUAGCAAUGGGGAAAGCAGCCUGGUUUUGAAGAGAAGUGGAGUUCACCCAUGUUGAUACGAGCUCUGUUGUUUGUCCUUGGGGCCUGAGAGAAGGCUCUGGCCCAUUUUAUCUGCUAACAGAGAUGUAGCUAUUGAGUUCAGACAACACGUGUCAUGCCAGAGUGGACCUAGAGUCUUCUACUUUUUCACGGCACUCUGCUAAAAUAGCCCAACCCUAACCUUGGACUUCUUUCCUCAGAUUAAAUAAAUGUAAGGCCUCUGGUGCUUAUUUAGUGAUCGAUGUCUGAAGUUGUGUGUCAUCCUUGGGGGUUUUGUUUGUCUGGGGGUUUUGGUAGCAAAAAAAUCUGGUGUGUCAUUCUGUAUGGAGCCGUCUCUUUGUCCUGCACCAAGAGACACAUCCUUUCUAUGCAACAGUUGCAUGGCAGCGCAAGGACUGAUGCUGCCUUCAGCGGCGAAAGCUGGAUUCUGACAUGGGGGCUUUUCUGGAGGUGGACACGGAAUCGACCAGGGGAGGAAUGGGGAGGAAACUUGAGGGGAAAUGCUGGUUUCCUUUAAAUGCUCGUUGUGCCUAGGAUUAAGACUCUUUGUGUUGCUGCCUGGCUGGCUAACCAAAGCUGUAUUGAAAUCAAGUGCAUAUUUGCGUUCUUAUUCUUGCCAUUUUGUAAAAAUUGCCUACGGCUAGAAAUUUAGAGACAGAAAACAUUUGGUCCAUCCAAAAUUGGAAGGAAAAUGUAUUUUGAAGUGUUCUUUGCAGCUAGAAGCAAGGGUUGAAGUAACUGCAAAUUGCACAGUUUUUUCCAAUACAACAAUUUUACUUGCCACUUUAAUUGACUUUAUUCCACAACAACAGCUUCAAGAGAAACAGCGUGAAUAGCGAUGUUUGUCGCAAAAAACCACCAUGUUUCAAAUCUGUCUGUAAAUACUUGAAGUGUUUUCCCCUAUCUUUUCUUCUUGAGUCAACUCCUUGAUUGGGUCCCCGCUACAUAAAGUGUGCUGGCACCAGUUCCUUGCGUGCUGCCCGGGGGGUGCCUGCCUGCGGGCCAGGCGGGGGGGUACACCACACUACCUAAAAGCCAAACACCAGCCCUGUGUGAAAGGACAAGGGCUUCGCCCAGCUCUCCUGGCUCCUCUUUUUGAUGCUGUGAAAUUGCAGCUUUCCCGUGUAUGAGCUAGAAGGUACGAAUGAAAUCCUAAUAGAAGUGAGGGAUUGUCCAUUUUCUUCAUGGUAUUAGGGGUGGCAGGGCAGUAGGGAAACGCAGGCCCCUUGUUGAGACCUAGCAAUAAAUGACUCUUCAUUUGUUACGUCUUAAACUCCUAAUAGUCCAGGAGUUGUUCAGACUUUACCAUUUCUGUGCGUAAUAACCAAAUUUUCAGCGUGCAAAUCUGCAGAGUGAUUCUCUUGACUUGGACAAUCUUCUGAAUUGUAUUCAAAAUAUCUGUUAGUUCUUAGCUCUUUAGGUUCACUUUGGGUAGGUCAAAAAAGUACAUUUCCGUUAUAAAACGAAGCAUGGGUUUUGUGGAAUUCUGUGCUGUUUUGGGCUUUUGUGUAAAAGGCUGAAGGCAGAUUAUUAUUUAAACCAGGUGCAAAUAAAUAUCCCUGUAAUGUAUAUGAACAAAUUUAAACCGCAUAUUGUAAGUAUAUAAACUGUAUAUUAAAGACACUAUUUUCAUGAUA